This is a messenger RNA of Symbiodinium pilosum, 1311 nucleotides long. The record is from the annotation of a GenBank genome assembly. NCBI's taxonomy places the organism in Eukaryota, Dinophyceae, Suessiales, Symbiodiniaceae.
AUGAUUGCGAAGGUGGAGACAAUUCGGGCAAACCCUUUAGCUGCAAUGAAGGUGGCCGAUGAGGAGUUCAAGGUAGAGGAGAUCAACCGGGCCAAAGCAGCCAAGCAGGAGAAGACCCGCUGCCAGGCCUUCUUAGAGUCCAUGGGAUGUUACUCCAAGAGGGAAAAUGCAGAGAUCAUGGAGACAGUGAUUUUAGAGAAGACGAUCAUCAAGCUUGGCUCCCUGCUAGCUCUUGGCUUUGGAGAGGCGGGUGCAAAUAUCAUCGAGCACAACAUGCACGGCGUGGACAGCGCCUGUGUGGAUGCAAUGGUGGAAGGUACUCGCGUAGAAUGUAUCCUCGGUGCCACGAGAAUACGAGAUUUCAGCACCGCAACAGAGGUACUUCAGGCCAAGGUGAUGACGUUCGUCAACCAAAUAGCGGAGAUCGUCCAUGGCGUCGUGGACGAGUUCCACGGUGCUGCCAACAAAAACAAUGGUGAUACCUUCCUUAUGAUUUGGAGGGUAGCUGGUGAUGAUGAGAAGGUCGCCAAGAUGGCGGAUAUGUCUAUUCUGGCAUUCACAAGGAUUCUUGGUGCCAUACAUCGGACUCCAGUGCUGGCAGCGUAUCGUGGUCAUCCUGGCCUACAGCAGCGCUUGGGUAAGAAUUGCAGGGUGAACCUCAGCAGCGGCCUGCACUAUGGCUGGGCCAUCGAAGGAGCAGUGGGAAGUGAGUUCAAGAUUGACGCCUCAUACUUGUCGCCUAAUGUAAGCAUCGCAGAGACCGUGGAGCGGGCAACGCAAAUCUACGGCGUGAGCUUACUGGUCGCCGAGUCUGUGGUUUCCAUCUGCUCUGCCCCAGUAGCAGCCAAAUGCCGCCUCGUAGAUAGGGUCAUCAUUACAGGGUCGGUGGUCCCCAUGGACCUCUAUGUGAUAGACUUGGAUUACAUGAGCCUUACGGUGGAGCCACCUUUGGGACCCCAGCGCUGGACGACCAAGGAUAGGUUCAAGGUAAGACAAUUUCUCGAGCACGAGAAGGAUCAGAAGCUGGCAGACAAUGUUAGCAUGGUCAAUCUCUUCAACGAGAAUGCAGACAUUGCCUCCAUGCGCUUCCGGUUCACAUUGGAGUUCAUCCAUGUCUUCAACAUGGGGUACCAGAAUUAUUCACAGGGAGAAUGGCAGGUAGCACAGCGGAUGUUAGCUCGUACGAGAGACAUGCUCGGGGUGGAGGAUGGGCCCAGCAUAGCGCUCCUGAAGUUUAUGGAGCGAACAAACUUCGAGGCUCCAGAUAACUGGUCGGGCAUACGCGAUCUUGGCCAUGCGUCGUUGUCCUAA